Messenger RNA from Chlorella variabilis, 1278 nucleotides. RefSeq lists its product as hypothetical. The record is from RefSeq and is a predicted model, not a curated record. The transcript has 7 exons. Gene Ontology annotation, biological process: protein phosphorylation. NCBI's taxonomy places the organism in Eukaryota, Viridiplantae, Chlorophyta, Trebouxiophyceae, Chlorellales, Chlorellaceae. Bases 1 to 1278 code for a protein of 425 amino acids. Gene Ontology annotation, molecular function: ATP binding; protein kinase activity.
AUGGGCGCCCGCCCCUCCUCCGACUCCUGCCGCCCCAGCAGCAAGCAGCGCGAGGACGGCAAGGCUGUGCGCAGCGCUCUGAUGCAGCAGCCGGGGCGGCUGUCGCUCGACAGCUGCUACGACGGGAGCACACUCGAGGACUUGUGCUGCAGCCCGCUCAGCGAGGACGGCUUCAGCCCGCUCAGCCAGGACGGCCUGAUCCAGCAGGACGACGCCCUGGCGCUGACCGCCUUCAGCGACAGCAGCGCCUGGCAUGUCGAGGCCGGGUUCUCCGCCACCAGUGCCGAUGAUGCGUUGCAGGGGCAGCGAUUUGUUUCUGAGCCAGAGGAUGUCGCAGCUACGAUGGGGGAGGUGCAGCUGGGCGGCGUCAUUGGGCGCUGCGCACGCACCCUGAUCUAUGGCGGCACGUGGCGCAACCAGGCUGUGGCGGUCACGGCAACCGACCACGCGCUGCCAGACGGCCUGGCAGCAGUGCGGCUGCUGCACGCUGUGAGGCACGUCAUGUGCAGCCCGCGCCUGGAGCACCCAAGCCUCGCCCGCGUUCACUUCUGCGCCGUCGAGUGGGACACCAGCUCAGGCUGGGGUGAGGGCCAGUGCUGCGAGGGCAGCCUGCACGGUGGCUCCGAUGGCGUGUGGGCGCGGCACUGCCAGGGCGCCAGCUCUCGCGGCCGGCAGCUGCUGGUCUGGACCGUCUCCGAGCGGAGCGACUUGGGCAGCCUGGAUGCGGCCCUGCGGCUGGCGCGGCUGCAGCGGCAGCCUCCCCGCCUGCCCGCCAUCCUACACACGGCGCACGAGGUGGCCUCCGGCCUGCAUCACCUGCACACCCACCACCUGGCGCACGGCCAGCUGUCCAGCGCCAGCGUGCUGCUGUGCAGCGCGCCCGACGACGCCCGCGGCUUCGCGGCUAAGAUCAGCAGCACCAGCUACCUGGCCUGCCAGGCGGCGCGGCGCAGCUGCGGGGACACACCCCGCAUGGACAUGCUUGCCACCACCGCCCCAGAGGUGGCCCUGGCUGGGGAGGCCCCCUCCCCCGCCUCCGAUGCCUACAGCCUGGGGGUGCUGCUGUGGGAGAUGUAUGCCGGCCAGCCUGCCUGGGGGCUGCGGCCGGCGCAGGUGAUGCGAGACCUCGUGCGGCAGCGCCCCGCCCUGCCCUUGCUGGCAGGGUGCCCGCCGGCCUUCCAGGAGCUGGUCAGCGCAUGCACCCACCCGCAGGCGGCAGCCCGCCCAGCCUUCCCGGCCAUCCUGGCAUCCCUCCAGGCAAUGCUGGCCCAGGCAUGA